Aegilops tauschii subsp. strangulata is the source of this 1139-nucleotide messenger RNA. Its product is annotated as thioredoxin-like 1-1, chloroplastic. NCBI's taxonomy places the organism in Eukaryota, Viridiplantae, Streptophyta, Magnoliopsida, Poales, Poaceae. Gene Ontology annotation, cellular component: chloroplast. Gene Ontology annotation, biological process: cell redox homeostasis. The record is from RefSeq and is a predicted model, not a curated record.
CCGCAUCUCCCCAUCCGCCAUUGCCCUUGACUCGUGCUCCCUGCCUCUCUUCUCCCCCGAGACCCCCUCUCUCUCUCUGUGCGCGCGCGCGCUCGUGCUCCCUCUUCCUGCUCUUCCUUCUGCUUGGCAGCCAUGGCCAGCGCGCUAUGCGGCGGCGGCGGCAGCGUGGCGGCGCCGUGCGGGGACUUGGGCGCCGCGGCGGCGCUCGCGGAGUCUUUGCCGAUGGGCGCUGGGUACCGCUCCAAGAGCUCCUUCCCCGCCGGGAGGGUGGCGCUGGCGGACAGGCCCCUGCCCCGGAGCCUCCAAGCGGCGGCCGCUGCUGGACAGAUGAACGGGAACCUGACGAUUGGCAAGGCCAUGAGGUGGUGGGAGAAGGUGACGCACCCCAACAUGAGGGAGGUCGAGUCCGCGCAAGACCUCGCCUACUCCCUGCUCAACGCCGGCGACAAGCUCGUCGUCGUCGACUUCUUCUCCCCCGGCUGCGGUGGCUGCCGCGCUCUCCACCCCAAGAUUGCGCAGUUCGCUGAGCGGAAUCCGGACGUGCUGUUCCUGCAAGUCAACUACGAGAAGCACAAGUCCAUGUGCUACAGCCUCCAUGUCCAUGUCCUCCCUUUCUUCAGGUUCUACAGGGGAGCUCAGGGCAGGGUCAGCAGCUUCAGCUGCACCAAUGCAACCAUCAAGAAGUUCAAGGACGCCCUCGCAAAGCACUCGCCGGACAGGUGCAGCCUCGGCCCGGCACGGGGGCUCGAGGAGGCGGAGCUCUUGGCUCUGGCUGCAAACAGGGACCUGGAAUUCACCUACAACGAGAAGCCGACGCUGGUGCCGAUCGCCGAGGCCAUCCAAAUGGAAGCUGCCUCCAUUGGCGGCCCAUGGAUGCCAUUGCCUGCGGCCGCGACGCAGCCUCUCACUCUGGGAUCUGAGAAUGGCUCGCUGAUCCCCUCUGGAAGAUAGUAACUCGAGACCAGGCCGAAUCCGGCCAUUUCUGUACAGAUUUUCUUCUUUUGUUGUGUGUUGUAUUGAAUUCGAGAGGCAGAAUCGCAGGCUAAGGUUUUAGUUUUUGUAAACCUGCCGAAGCUCUAUUGUGAUCGUGUUGCUGCAACUAGCCGUUGCUCAUCAAUGCAAUCCUUGGUUUAAUGAAA